AUGAGCAAUUUCUUAAUUGAAGCCCCCCGUUUGACGACCGAAGACUUGGACAAGACCUACUGUGACCAGGACGCAGAAAUUUUGGAGGAAUUCGAGAACGAAUGGAUUCAGUUUCUGCGCAAGAAUCCCGAAAAGUUGCGGGGCCGACAAGAAAAGAAGAUCAACAAGCUACGCAAAAAGAAAGAGGAAAUCUUGGACAAGCAAAAGAAGGUCGAAGAGGAAUUGAAACUUCAACUGGAAUUCUUUGACGAGUCUCGCCAGGAACUGGAGGAGAACUUUCAACGUACCAUGAAGGAAGAGCAAGAGAACCAAAAGGAGAUGAGAGAUGUUUUGGACGGAGAAGUACACACGGCUGCUGUUGCGGCUCACAACUUUACUCUGACUCUUCCAUGGGAGAAAUUCUUUUACAAUCUGGAACGUCUUGCUUCCAGAGAAGGUAUUCCGCCUGUGCCGUCCGGCCUGACCACAGAUUCGGGCCGACAGGCAUUGGUACCUUCUACAAAAGCACAGUUGUUGCUAAAGAAGGAGGACGAUGAUACUAAACCUGAUCUUCAUUUUGCCUUGCAUGCCUACCAGAUGGACGAAGCCUUGAUGAAGGCGCAAAGCAAAAUGUACGAACUCGAAAUCGAACGAUACCAAAAGACCAUUGAGAACUUGGAGGUGACAAGCAAAUUCCUCCAUGAACACAAUGUUUGGACCAUCUUGAAGAAGGGCGACGAUGAUACUACUGUUGCUAGCAAAGCACCAAGUACAGUGACACGAGUUGGAUACUAG
Cylindrotheca closterium is the source of this 774-nucleotide messenger RNA. The record is from the annotation of a GenBank genome assembly. NCBI's taxonomy places the organism in Eukaryota, Bacillariophyta, Bacillariophyceae, Bacillariales, Bacillariaceae.